AUGUCCGUCCUUUCUUCACACACCCAGUCCUUGUUGGAUUUGCUGGCGAGUAUUACGCACAACUUUAACAGUGAUAAUGCUGUUAUGUUUUUCAGUGACUACGGCGAUGUUCUGCAGUAUGUCUGUGUGCUCUACAUCGUUCUGAUCUUGUUGGGCCCACGCGCAAUGGAGGGCAGAGAGGCAUGCGAGUUGUCAGGAGUGAUUCGGGUGUGGAACUUGCUGCUAGCGGUCUUUUCUAUCGCCGGCAGCGCGUACUGUGUCACGCUGCUCGUGUACAUGUCGGCGUCAAGACCGUUCUACAACGUGGUGUGCCGCUUCGAUUACAGCGUACUGUACGACGGAGCGUUUUCUUUCUGGGUGUUUAGUUUUAUGGUCUCUAAGAUCCCCGAGAUGCUGGACACGGUGUUCCUGUGUCUGCGCAAGAAGCCGAUCACGUUUCUGCAUGCGUACCACCACCUGACCGUCACCAUUUUCUCCUGGAACGGCGGUCGCCACCUCUUGCCGAGCGGGAUCUGGUUCGCCACGAUGAACUACGUCGUGCACUCCUUCAUGUAUUCCUAUUACUUCCUCUGCUCCUGCGGGCUGAAGCGGGUGGUGGCGCCGAUCGCACCCCUCAUCACUGGCCUUCAAAUUGCGCAGAUGGUGUUUGGCUAUGCCAUUUGCCUGUACACUGCUUACCAUAAGUUUGUCAGCCCGUACGGGUGCGAAACGCCGGCGCAGCUGAUUCGUAUGGGACUCUUGAUGUAUGGCAGCUACUUCUUUCUUUUUGUGGGCUUUUUCAUUUCCCGCUACGGCAAGGAGAAGUCAAGGCGCCCACGAAAGACAUCGGCAGAGACGGCGAUCGUAGAAAGGCGCCCGAUCACGUAG
Leptomonas pyrrhocoris is the source of this 867-nucleotide messenger RNA. Its product is annotated as putative mitochondrial fatty acid elongase. Gene Ontology annotation, molecular function: fatty acid elongase activity. Gene Ontology annotation, cellular component: endoplasmic reticulum membrane. Lineage: Eukaryota; Euglenozoa; Kinetoplastea; Trypanosomatida; Trypanosomatidae. Gene Ontology annotation, biological process: fatty acid elongation, monounsaturated fatty acid; very long-chain fatty acid biosynthetic process; fatty acid elongation, polyunsaturated fatty acid. The transcript has a single exon. The coding region runs from base 1 to 867 and encodes 288 amino acids. The record is from RefSeq and is a predicted model, not a curated record.